Molecule: messenger RNA, 5961 nt
Organism: Musca vetustissima
Lineage: Eukaryota; Metazoa; Arthropoda; Insecta; Diptera; Muscidae
Gene: shtd
Product: anaphase-promoting complex subunit 1
Exons: 15
Coding region: 70-5961 (1963 amino acids)
Biological process (GO): anaphase-promoting complex-dependent catabolic process; protein K11-linked ubiquitination; metaphase/anaphase transition of mitotic cell cycle
Cellular component (GO): anaphase-promoting complex
Molecular function (GO): molecular adaptor activity
Source: RefSeq, a predicted model, not a curated record
UCCGAAUUGAAUGUUCAAUUACCAAUCUAUUGAAAAAUUUCUGCAAAUCUGGAUGAAACUGGUGAAGUGAUGAUCGCCGUAUCAGAAUCUCUGGAAUAUAUUCCACGAGGUCGGCAGGCGGUCGAUGAACAUCCUGGACCAACAGAAAUAAAACAACAUCCACAUUUGCCCUCAGAGAAUUUGUUAUUAUUGCGUUUACAAAAUGUCAAUAUAUCGGCCAAGGAGGAACACAACGAAUUUUGGUGUGUCCGUGAAAUUUAUGAAGAUUUUAAUCAAAGCAACAACAAUAAAAAUGCUAAUAAGAAACAACAACAGAAUAAUAAAGGACAUAGUUUGGACGCCAAUUUGAAUAAGAGCAGUGAAACAAAACCGCCACCCACUGGCCCACCGGAAUAUAUGUGCGAUUAUUUGGUUAACUCUGAAGAGGAAUUGUAUGUUCGGAAACAUACUGCUGUGUGGACAAGGGGCAUAUCCGAUGAACGCUGUAAUUUACCAAGACUCUGUUUCACUUGUGAAACACCCAUUAAAUUUGCCUUCUUUUGUCACAAGUCCUUCAUCAGUUCACCCAAGGAACAAUUGGCCGAAGAGGAAUCUGGACAAAAAAUCACCUCAAUUUGUUUGAUAGAUCAAAAUUCUUUGCGUGUCUAUUGUAGCAAUGGUGAAGAUUUCCUCUCAAAUCUGGAAUUUCCCGUCUCACACGUGUGGCCAACACGUUUUGGUAUCCUGUUGGAAAAGGUCGCUUCGAAUACGAUAAUACAAAAUCAUUCGAUUUCAAUGCCGCGACUAUUUUCUUUAAGUCAUCCAUUGGAUGAAAUAUGUCCAGUACUCAAUAAAUCUUCGACAAAUGUUAUUUCAUAUCUUAUCGAAUCAGAUUAUAAGAUCAUAUUCUCCGAUGAAAAAUCCGAUUUGUUGCUAUUGUGUGAUACUAAAAUUGGUAAGCAUUUUAUAUCACGCCUGCGUAAAGCCAGUGCCGAGGAGGUACAAUAUAUUGGAGCACAAAAUGAAACAGUUUUAAGUAGCAGUGUUAAUCAGUUCAGUGUGCACAAGCCCAAUUUGGGUGGAACUGUUAAUCAGUGCAGUUUCUCCCAGAGUAGUAUGAAAUUUAGUGGAGUUACUCCUAAAAACAGCACAGCCCAUUUGGGUCGCACUAGUUUGGGUACCUCGAAUUAUACAACACAUAUUAGUAAAUUUUUGAAUAGUGCCCAUUCAAUUAGUGGAGCUUUUGGUAAUUUGAACCGUUCCAGUCCAGCCUCACCCUUAAGUAAUUUACAAUCCACCAUUGGCCAACAUUCUAUAUCCGUACAGGAUAUACGCAAAUGUGGUCAAAGUCAACCAUCCAAACCCAUAGUACCGGAAUUAUGUUUGGAACAUAUUUGGACUGAAAAUACCUAUGGAAACUCUCGAGACUUCUGUGAAAUAUCAUCAAAGGCUUUUAUACACACAGAUUUGGUGGGACAAACUUAUCUCUGUUAUCUGCUACCACGUUCGUGUAAAUUACAAAUGGUCAGACUGAAUAAUUAUGAUAGCGAAAAUUUAAACAUUGCCACAAUGUGUACUUCUAUUGUGGCCAAGGAUGCUGUUUCUCUGGAGCGCAUGAAUAUGAUAGCUGUUUUGGAUCCUUCGGGUACGCUAAUACUUUAUACCGGCACUGUAUUGGUAUCCAAAGUUCAUAUACCAAAUACAAUAUCGGGUAAUACACCGGCUUCUAAAAUGCCCACAAGUGUACAUAAUAUAACACCAUGUAUGCAAAAUAAAUCACCAAAUACCUCAUUCCCAAGGCGCAGCAGUUUAUUACCAUCUGCCCAAAAACCAAGUGAUUCGACAUUUGAAGAAGAGCUACAUUUGCUGUCGCCUGUGCAUCCUUUGCAGCCACAGUUUUUGAGCAGAUCCAAUAAUAUAUGUUUGAGUCUUCGUGAUCCAGCUGGUAAUCGCCUGACGCUCACCUACAGUUCAGGGAAAAUGUUACGCAUUACCUUACCCCUGAUAAAUGAAACAAAACUUGUUAGCCGUUGUAUUGCAGCACUGCGUCAAGUUUUAAAACGUGAACAAUUUAUACAAAUGAUUACAAAAUGGUAUGGUUCACGUAAUCCACCCGGAUCUCGAGAUUAUUGUAUCGAACAAGAAUGGGAUAUAUUUCGUAAUGUUCUAUUGGAUUUAAUGGGUUAUUCGGAAACAAUGCAUGAUGUUAGUAGUGGUACGGCGACUUCCUUCAAUGCCGAGGAACCCAAGAAACGUAAGAAAAAUGAUGAAAUCCACUCGGGUACCGAUGAAGAUUGGCAAUUUAUGUUGAAUAUAUUGGAUGGCAUUGAUACCAGUGCAAAUGGCAAUGGUGGUGGUGGGGAAAGACAACAAACAUGCAAUAGCAUAGAUACCACUGCUAUUUUAUUUAAUACAAUACCAGCUAUAUUCUAUAGUUUUCAUUUACUCUACGAAGAUUUUAAAUUGGAUGAUUCUAUGCAUCAGCAUUUGAGGCCAUUGGCCAAGUUUCUCCACCAGUUGGCCUUUGAUAUGCAAUUGCAGUCGUAUACAUUUCAUUAUUCAUUGGAUUUCCCAUGCCUUGUCCGCAGUGCUUCGAAGGCUUGUAUAUUAACCGAACAACAUGGUUCACAAAUGUUACACAAAGAACUGUUGACAGUACCAGCUCCAAAUGUUUUCCAACAAAUUGAAUAUAUUUUGAAGGAUAAGGAGAAUAUACCAUUUAAUUAUGUGGAUGGUAUUAAUGAUUUGAGUCGUAAUGUUUUACAGGUCAUCUCAUUAAUUAUGCAUGGUCAUGGAAAAAUCAAGAAAUGGAUAAAACCAUUGGACUUUGCUGAAUCCGUACAAUCAUAUUUUGCGAAGAGGCCAAAACGUUUUAUAUCUGUUAAUGUUUCGCGAUCCGAACAGGUUAUACAGAUGUUGAUCAAUAUGGAAAUAACCCGAAAAGAUAUCGAACGUUUGCCGGUAGCCAUACACCUCUGUAUUGCAGAAUGCUUAGAAUAUUCACGUCUCGAACCACCAAUUGGUUGUUCUCCCACAACAUAUGAGUUGAUUUUACGUUCCGAUUUAGUUGCACAUGCUAAAUUACAAAAUCAAAAUUUUCAAACACCCAAUUCGGGUUAUUUGCAAAAAGUCAAUAUCGAUACAGAAGAUUCCCUGUCAGCACGAUGUCCACCAUCUAAAAAUGGUAUAUCACAAAUGGAUGCCGCCCUAGAUGAUGGUAUGGAUAAUAUUGAUACAAAAUUGCUUAGUUUACGUUUUCCUGAUGAUAUGCGGGUUGCGGAGGUACGACGCCUUUUGUCGUCUUCUGAACCGGUAAUAAUUGAUAUAACACAAUCACCGGGUACAUCAGAUCAUGAAUUUAUCGAAGAACAGGAAAAGCAAUUAUUUACCUUGUGUACAAGAACAAUGACGCUGCCCAUGGGUCGUGGUAUGUUCACACUAAGAACUUCUAUACCCACACCCACCGAAUCAAUGCCCAUACCCAAGUUGUGCUUGACGGGUAAGGAACCGAUCAAGGGAGCCACUGUCGAAAUGCAACAAAUUGAAUUCCCAGCCAAUAUGAGUCUGUGGCCCACAUUUCAUAAUGGUGUGGCAGCGGGAUUAAAAAUAUCACCCAAUGCCCGAGAUGUGGACUCAACAUGGAUUGUUUAUAACAAGCCCAAAGGUCAGGCGGAUAUAUCCACAGAACAUGCUGGAUUCCUUAUGGCUUUGGGUUUAAAUGGCCACCUCAAAACCCUAUCGUUUAUGAGUAUCUAUGAAUAUUUGGUGAAAUGUGAUGAAAUGACCAGUGUCGGCUUGCUGUUGGGUAUAUCGGCCACACAUCGUGGUACAAUGAAUAAUACAACAACAAAACUAUUAAGUGUUCACAUAGAAGCCUUAUUGCCCGCCACAGCUUUGGAAUUGGAUAUACCACAAAAUAUACAAGUGGCUUCCCUGAUGGGUAUUGGCCUGCUUUAUCAAGGUACCGCAAAACGCCACAUUGCCGAAGUUCUUCUACAAGAAGUCGGCCGUCCACCCGGCCCUGAAAUGGAAAAUAGCGUCGAACGAGAAUCUUAUGCCUUAACAGCUGGUCUGGCUUUAGGUUUAGUCACCCUCGGACAAGGAGAAUCUCCAGCUGGCCUACGAGAUCUUCAAUUACCCGAUACGUUACAUUAUUAUAUGGUGGGUGGUAAUAAAAGAAAUCUAACCGGUUCGCAAAAGGAAAAAUAUAAACUGCCCUCAUUUCAAGUGCGUGAAGGUGAUCAAGUAAAUAUUGAUGUAACAGCUCCGGGAGCUACACUGGCAUUGGGUUUAAUGUUCUAUAAUACGGAUAAUAAAGCUGUGGCAGAAUGGAUGAAUCCACCAAAUACACGAUAUUUGUUGGAUUUGGUUAGGCCAGAUUUAUUGCUGCUACGUACAAUUGCUCAUGGUUUGAUAAUGUGGUCAGAAAUUCAACCCGAUGAGGAGUGGUUACACAAUCAAUUCCCCGUCAAUUUACGUUUUGAUGUUGAGAAGGGUUCUCAGGUUAAUGAUAAUGAGGAUAUCGAUCAUGAAGCUAUAACUCAAGCCUACUGCAACAUAAUUGCCGGUGCUGCCUUUUGCAUUGGUCUAAAAUAUGCUGGCACUGAAAAUCCCGUGGCCUUUAAAACUCUGAGACGUGCUAUAAAAUUAUUUUUGGGUUUUCCGGGAAAAUAUGUCGGUGAAUUUGCUGGUCGCACAACAAUUGAAAAUAGUCUAAUGGUUAUACUAUUGGCUAUAUCAUUGGUUUUUGCCGGCUCAGGUGAUUUGGAAAUUCUGCGUAUUAUACGGUAUUUAAGAUCUCGUAUUGGUUCGGCACAUCCACAUGUCACAUAUGGCUCUCAUAUGGCCAUUCACAUGUCAUUGGGUUUUUUGUUUUUGGGUGCUGGACGUUUUACCAUAUCGAAAACACCGGAGGCGGUGGCUGCAUUGGUCUGUGCAUUGUUUCCGAAAUUUCCCACGCACAGUAAUGAUAAUAGAUACCAUUUACAAGCCUUCCGACAUUUGUAUGUUUUGGCCGUGGAACCACGUCUAUUUUUGCCUCGAGAUAUUGAUACUCAAAAAUUGUGUUUAUGUAAUAUAUCGGUAUUAGAAGUGGGUGCUAAGGAGAUGCGCCGUUUACCUAUGGCUCCCUGUAUGCUUCCCGAAUUGAAUUCAUUGCAGAAAGUUGUUGUGGAUGAUCCCAAUUAUUGGCCUGUAUCUUUUGAAAAGAAUCGAAAUUGGGAUCAGUUGGUAAAAGCUUUGGAAAAUUCUGCCUGUAUUGAAAUUAAAAAACGUUCCGGGUGUUUGUCACACUUGGAAGAUCCAGAUCGUUUGAAAAGUUUAUUCUCUCAGACAUUGACCACGGAACAAUACAUUUGCUGGGAAAUUGAUCCAAAAACAUUGGAACGUUUCUCCAAUGAGCCGUAUGUCAUUGGAUUUACAGAUCGUUUUUUGCAUUUAGAUGAACCCGACUCGACAAACGAUGAAUUGGCACUGAAACAACAUCUGACCAUGCUAUUCUAUAAUGCCGUGGUAAAAGAUAAAAUGCAUGUUUUACCCAUUUAUUUGGCAAUUUAUAAUCAUGUUUUAAAACUCAACACCAGGGAUCCGACUUUCUAUAACAUUUGGCAGUUGAAAUUAUUAAAUUCUUAUUUGGAACAGUAUUCACAUCCGCACAUACUGUUCCCCAAGGAAUUGAUAUCAUCGUUUAUUGAACAAUUUCAAACAUUCAUUGAAACGUGUCGUCAUAAAUUGGCAGCGCCUUUAAGGCAAUUCAUUACAGCCAGAGAUUUUGAAUCUCACAUUGUGGCCAAUCUAUCGCAACAGGAUUUGGCAAAAUUGGUAUCAGUUGUCAUCUACUAUCAACUGACACCAAAUCUAUUAAAUAGUCUAGUACAAAGACCCUCAAAUUAUGUUGGUUAUAUCAAGGAAUUGAGAAAACUUAAUUUAGAAGGCAACACCAUACAAUGUUUGUUGAAAAUUUUACAAGCAACAAGUGCCUAA